Messenger RNA from Rotaria sp. Silwood1, 288 nucleotides. Lineage: Eukaryota; Metazoa; Rotifera; Eurotatoria; Philodinida; Philodinidae. The record is from the annotation of a GenBank genome assembly.
AUGACACGAACUUCAUCAAAAAAACUAAAUAUGACAAAAAUGGAAUUGAAAAAAUUAAAAUCCAUUUUACCAACAUUAAAACAAAAGCCAACAUCAACACCAAUGGAAAUUGUUCUAGAAACAAUACGUUAUAUUCGACAAUUAGAAGAUCAAUUAAUUGAUCGAUUUCAAAUGGAUAUAUCUAAUUCAACUUCUCAAUCAUCAUUAUUUGAUUUAUCAACAUUAUCUACAGAUUCUUCAUCAUUAUCAACAUCAGUUCCAUUACAAGAUAUUGGAAAUAGUAACUAA